AGACAUCUAUUUUGAAUUCGCAAACAAAAGCCCGUUGACAAUUAACAUUGACAACAACUCUGUUAAUAAUUAAAAGUGUAAAACACUUCGAAUGCCAGAGUAUCCAAGUAGGACUAUCCACGGUGGUGACCUAUCGCUAACACGGAUAGCGUGGCUGCGUCUAGAAGUGUUUAUAACUCGCAAGAAAGUUUACUUAAUCUUGAAGCUAGUUUGAUCGUCCAUGUGCGGUAAAUAUUUCUUCCAAAAUAUUAUAGGUCACAGUACCAGUAGUUGUGUUUACCAUACGAAAUCUAUGUUGCCGUAGAGCCUACAUCAUAGACAUUGCGCAUCGUAAUUGUUAUAAUGGUUGAACCAUCACAACUAAAGGAAUCAAUACCGAUCCACGAAUGGGAUACAGUGAGUUGCAAAGGUCAGUCAUUACGACUGUCUGAGCGUCAACAAAUAUCUCGAGCUCACUCCGAGCCACUUGAUUUGUACGAUAAACAGUUCCAAACCAGAGUGUCCAGAGUUUCAUCCGAGAGAUCUCGUCGAGCUAAGUCAUGCAGAUCGGAGAUGGACAUAACAUCGAUGGGACAACAGAACAGACAAAGACUUAUCGAGGCUUUUCUACCAGAUAUAAGGCGAAAGCACGCGAGAAUGGGCUUUACUCACAAAGUCAAUCCGUUCAACUUAAACCAGGAAAAGCUAAAAACUAUUCAAGUGCGCGCGAAGACGACAUGGGAUGAUAGAUUAUUGCCCGAGCACAGGGAUGUUACACUAGGAUUCGGUGGAAAGGCCGCUAAUAAUACAACACCUAGACCCAUAUGGGUAGCCAAGUCACUUCCAAUGAACUCCAUGAACGACACUCUUUUCCCUGAAGAGUAUCCAGCCUUAUAUGCCUACGUAAAAAAACAGCAUUGGGACUAUAGGGACCUGCGCUUUAUGCAACGACCUCUUCCUAAACGUACCUCAACAAAGUAAGUCCCUCUAUAAUCAAGACUCACCGAAAUGGAUGACAGAGGAAUGACAUCUCUAACGAUAACAAACCAAAUUAUCGUUGAUUGAUGUUUAUUGUUAAUUGGUUGCAACGCUUCCUUACUGAAGAGAGGAUCAGUAAACAUUAAAGGGGCAGUGUCAUUAUUUGUCAUGGUGGUCCACAAAAGGCUAACCAUCUGAGUAUUUUAUAUGACAUUUAAACUUUAAUUAAAUGUUGAUCAGUUGACGGUGACAGCCGCUUUUAAAAUCACUGAUAUACAAUGAGCUAAAUGGAAUUUUGAUUUACACCGUUCAA
Messenger RNA from Nematostella vectensis (starlet sea anemone), 1270 nucleotides. RefSeq lists its product as uncharacterized. The record is from RefSeq and is a predicted model, not a curated record. The transcript has a single exon. Bases 343 to 960 code for a protein of 205 amino acids. Lineage: Eukaryota; Metazoa; Cnidaria; Anthozoa; Actiniaria; Edwardsiidae.